This is a messenger RNA of Lolium rigidum, 1014 nucleotides long. RefSeq names its product E3 ubiquitin-protein ligase RSL1-like. Gene Ontology annotation, biological process: ubiquitin-dependent protein catabolic process; positive regulation of proteasomal ubiquitin-dependent protein catabolic process; protein polyubiquitination. The record is from RefSeq and is a predicted model, not a curated record. Gene Ontology annotation, molecular function: zinc ion binding; ubiquitin conjugating enzyme binding; ubiquitin protein ligase activity. Bases 1 to 1014 code for a protein of 337 amino acids. NCBI's taxonomy places the organism in Eukaryota, Viridiplantae, Streptophyta, Magnoliopsida, Poales, Poaceae. Gene Ontology annotation, cellular component: cytoplasm; ubiquitin ligase complex. The transcript has a single exon.
AUGGGAAGCAAGCCAGCGCCGCCGCUGGCCGAACAUCUGUCGUCGCCGGUCAUGGCGGCCUCCACCAUCACCGACGUUCCAUUGCCCAUCUACAUCUCAUCUGACGACGAAGACGACGACAUAGCAGUCCUUGGCACUUCCAGGAGAUCCGACGAGAUUCAGAUCCAGCAGGCCAUCCUCCUCUCCAUCGACUCCUCGGCCUCGCCCUCUCGCGACGUCGCCAGAACCUCCAAAGAAUCCAUUCCAGACCGCAAAGGCAAGCGUGUAAAGUUGCUACGUCAAGUCAUCGAUGUAGAUGAUAUAGUUGAAGUCGUCGACCUAGAUGACGAUGACAGCUUGAUCUUGCUCGAAGCUGUAGCCAACGGAAAGGUGAAAAACCCGAGCAAUGGCGCGGUGUUCAAGGUCGGCUGCAAAAGCUCCCGCAGGGCCACGACCAUCGACCGGUUCUACUGCAUGAUCUGCACGGAGACGGUCUCCGGCAUACAGCGCUUCCCCGUGGCCGGGUGCGCGCACGCGUUCUGCGCCAGCUGCGUGAGGCAGUACAUCGCCGCCAAGGUCGAGCAGAACCUGCUGUCCAUCGGCUGCCCCGAUCCGGGCUGCAAGGUCGGCGUGCUGCACCCGGAGGACUGCCGGCGCGUGAUCCCGCCGCCGCUCUUCGACAGGUGGGGCGCGGCGCUAUGCGAAGCAGCGCUCCCCGGGGAGCUCAAGUUCUACUGUCCCUUCAAGGAUUGCUCGGCGCUGAUGGUCGACGACACCAGUCCCGAGCACGCGGCGGCGGCGGUAACAACGAACGUGGAGUGCCCCCACUGCAACCGGAUGUUCUGCGCGCGGUGCAAGGUGCCGUGGCACGACGGCGUCCAGUGCGCCGAGUUCCAGCGGCUCGGCGAGGACGAGCGCGGCCGCGACGAUCUGCUGCUCAGGAAGGUCGCGCAGCAGCGGAGGUGGGGGAGGUGCCCCGGCUGCAGGAUGUACGUCGAGAAGGUGUCCGGCUGCGACUCCAUGCACUGCAGGUAA